Molecule: messenger RNA, 8445 nt
Organism: Perkinsus marinus ATCC 50983
Lineage: Eukaryota; Perkinsozoa; Perkinsida; Perkinsidae
Exons: 30
Coding region: 1-8406 (2801 amino acids)
Biological process (GO): protein retention in Golgi apparatus; protein targeting to vacuole
Cellular component (GO): extrinsic component of membrane
Source: RefSeq, a predicted model, not a curated record
AUGUCUAUCAAUAGUAGCGGGAAGGCGGCAGCGACGGCGGCGCCCGGUCGUCGAUCGUCUCUGCAGAACUUCAUAAUAGGGUGGCUCUCUCGGUACGUUGAUGGUCUACAGGAUGGACAGGCUAGGAUCGAGCAUGAUCUGUGGAAUGGUGAGAUGACUAUUAUGAAUGCUAAACUGAAUACAGCGGCUCUGAGUAAAUACAUGCGAGCGGCUAACCUAACGGAGGGCAGUGUGGGACGGAUUCGUAUCAAAAUCCCUUGGAGCACGCUUCUAUCGGCAAGCACAACUGUGGAAGUGGAGAAGGUCAGAAUAGAGCUCAGCUCUUUGGGCUUUGCUGAGAGGUUGGAGAAAGCUGGUGGUAGUCUGGAGGCAUUGAGGGCGACGCUGCUGCGGGACAAAAGGGAACUCAUAGAGAAUCUUGUUCGAGCAAUGGAGCUAAAGCGACAGUUGGACUCAGAAGAGGUCGGCAGUUUUACAGGGACGUUAUUGACAGCUAUGAUAAACAGCAUACAGAUUUCAAUUAAAGACAUUUGUAUAUCAUUUCGAGUGAGCGACUCAGUGAUAACCAUAUCUCUCGGUGGGGCCUCCGUGUUGUCCUGUAACAAGGAGUGGAAGGUCGGUGAGGAAGCGGCUGUAACAGGGGAGUGGUAUAAGCGCUGUGAACUCAGCGGCCUCAGCAUUGACGUGGGGGAGUCGCCUAGAAUGCCUCUACAAGCAGAGCCUUUGGACGCUACAUUGCUCAUCAGUAGUACUCAGCAAAAUCGGGCUAUGCAUUGGUCCCUUACUGUGAAUGGAGGCCGGGUCACUAUCGAUAGAGAAAGAGCUAAUAUACUGCUCAAAGCCAACAGGACUUUGCAUGCCGAAGGGAAGCUGGUCAGGCAGGCUCUCUCAUCAGAUAUUAAGGAGAGCGAUAAGGACGUCCUUAAGGCCGAGUAUCAGGCUCUGUUGGUGAAAGCUUCGAAAGAGUCGGCGCGUAUCGAUAAUAUAGAGGCCUUGGUGCCGGCUAUGGACCUAGCUAGAUGGCGCUAUGAGAGAGGACUUAGGUUGAAGGAGGAUGCUGAGAAGGAGAAGGCACAGGUGACCUCAUGGUUCGCCUCGUGGGCAGGAAAGGAGGAAGUGGAUAAGGUGGUUGGAAACGCCGCUAAGGGGGCUGGCAGUAGUGGAAAGAAAAUGCAGCGCAGCGUCACUUGGACCUUCGAACUCACCAAUGUAACUGUGGAUUGCCUCCAGCACCAGCGAGAUGAUGAUACCCCUUCUGCAUUGACAUUUGGCUUGGGCCGACUUUUCUUCAACGUAGUAGUGCCCAAUUUGUCCUCCCCGCAAGAGCUCGCUGUGGACGGCGGUGUUGAUGACGUACAAGUGGAGGCUUAUGGCAAGCACCUGUUGAGCUUCGACUCGAGGCCUGAUGGACCCUCAGUGGAGAUAAGCUUUACUCGGUCUAAGCCUCGUGGUAGGGGCAUCCUCGACCCAUAUGAAGCUACUGUGUCCAUCACCUCUGAUGCCCUUGUUGCUUGGAUAGAGCCGACUACUUUGAAGAAGUUCGCUGCAUCAGGAGCACAGUUCGCCACUGAAUAUAAAGAGGCUAAGAUCUCCGCCAUAACGGAAAUCCAGGAGAGGGCAUCUCAGCUUGACAUGACGGAUCUCACUGACCUCUUGCAGUCUGCAUCUCAGCAUGUCGCGACGAAAUUGGUCCACCUUAAGGUCGACAUGAUGGCUCCGAUAGUCCACAUAAAGCCAGCAGAAAUGGCAGACGAGCUCACAUGUAUCCUUGGUAGAGUUCAGGUCACCAGCAAGGAUGGGGAAGAGUACCGUCUGAGUAUGAGUGACAACUCUGUCGUCAUCGCAGGGGCCUUUGGGUGCACUCAAUUCCUCGACCCGAGCGAGGUCCAUGUAGUGCUAAAGCGAGCGCCCCUCCACGUGGAAGUUAGCGUGGCCUCAACACUGUGUGUACGGCUGACUCCUGCAUGCCUACGAUUCGUUAAUGGUACGCUGGCUACUGUGAGGGAUCUUGUGAAGGAGAUAGUGGGGUCGCUGAAGGAUAUGAGAAAAGGUAUUAGAGAGGCAGUGCAGAAGGCUCGGCAGCUACAGGCGCCCUCUCCUAUGGCUUUGCCUGAUUUCGGCUUGAGCCUGGUCCUAGAUGCUGCGCGCUUGGAAGUGUGCGCUGAUGGGCAGUGCCCUGACGGCUUGGUGGUAGAAGUGAAGAAGGUCUCCUUGGCGUUGGCUGAUUCGGAAUGGAAGGGAGCUUGCUCGAGUUUUGAAGUCCAUACUGAGGACGUCGAGGACACGUGUGGUGGGUGUAUAACACUGCAAGGGGAGAGCUCAUCAGAAGCAGCAGUCGGCUUGACGUAUAAGGGAGGCAGUCUGGAUGUUCACAGUGGCUAUCUGUUGUCCGAUAUCACUCCUGGGUUCCUGAAAAGCAUUGCGAAGAUGUCUCGAGAGCUCUCAGCCGAGGUAGAGGUUGUGGACCCUGAGGACGCUAGGGAGGCUACGAAAACUAUGAUGGAGGCCUCGGAUGCAUUAUUCUCUGAGGAAGGAGGAGAACAGGAGCGAAUGGAGGUUCCUGAAGUGGAGCUGGAGAGGGUCAAGCUGGGGCUGUUGGACUUCGCGAGGAGACAUGGGGGAAAGUUGGAACUGCCGAGGAUGGACGGGGAAAGGACCGUGGUGGAGAUCAGUGUUGACAGCAAAGGCUCCUGCCUGUCAUUAUUCGAUAGUGAGGACACGAAGGAUAGGAGGAAGGCCAUUGUAGUGGGCCGAAUAGCAGAUCUGAAAAAUUCUAUUAAGGUGUCACGAUGUGUUAAGGAUAAGUUGGCUGUCUCGGGGGAGCUCACUGUGCGAUCGAUCUCCUUGGAAGUCGCCGGGAAGGAGAUCAUCUCUCCGUGUACACAGUCAGUUCCAUCAGCAGCAGAGGGGAUGGCUCCCUUUGUGUCAAUACUAUGGGGACUCUAUCCAUCACCAUGGCCGUACCAGUCAGCCGUCAUUGCCCAGACUCAGCAGCUGCGUAUAAGGCCCCUGUUGGUAGACCUGAAGAGCAUCGAAUCGUUGGGUAGAGCCUAUAAGGAGGCUACUACGCCUGAGAAGGCCGCCGCCCCUCCUAUAGAGCACUUCAUCAACCGUAUUGAUGAUCUUGGCGCCGCUAUAGCAGAGUCGACGAGCGUGGCAAGGCUGCCUUGUCUGAUAGCUCUACGAGCGGCAGCCCCGGUGCUAGAGCUUGCUGUAGUGGAGAAGGAGGAGGCUCAUGAUGUUGGUCCGACUGAUGUUGUUGUGGACCUCAUGGAUCUGGAUGCGCAGGAGCAGAGCUCUGAGGAAUCUUUCGAGGGCGGAGACCACGUGUUGGUGAACCUGGGAGUGGUCACGCUAGACUCCAAAAUGGAAGAUGCCUCCACGGUACGCAUUGAUGCCUCUGUUAACAACGUGCACGCCUCAGCCUUCUGCCUCCCACCACCGAGAUCUCCUGUGAGUAGCAAUGGUCAGGGGUCUCAAGACGAUCUCCUUCUGAGUAGCGAACAGGAGACGGACGUUGAGCCAGCUUUGACGGAGGAGGUUAUACUACCGUCCGGCUCGGCGGCAUUGUCUGUUUCGUUGCCCCUGUCUUGGGAAGUAGUAGAGGAAGAGGCAGACUUCUCCAAGCUGAUAGCGGUUGAGGCUACUGUACAAGAUGAGAUCUCGGUGACCAUCACACCCGAAGCCUUGAGGGUCCUGCGGCAGAUCGGGAAGACUGUUAGAGCUGCAUUCGCUGGCUCUGAUUUGGCGGUUCCUGAUGUAGAUGAGGAGAAGAGGGUCUUGGCUGGUAUUCAUAAGCUUGCUACCAAGAGGAAGCGCGCAGAUGUUCAAGUUAGGGCUGGCCUUGGGAAGGUAUCCCUCUGCCUUGUUACGCAUGAAGGAGCUCAUCCUCUUGAAGUGUCGUUCAAGUCUAUGGCCCUUACAGCCAGCCGUCGGGACAUGAUGGCGGAGGUUCACGUCGGAGAGGCGACUGCGAGAGUGGCUAGCUAUACCUUUAUUAAGGUCACGUCCAAUACGGAGGGCGAUGCUGGGCUCAACUUCUCCCUGGCUCUGACGGACUCCCCUACAGUGCGUGUCGUAGGCCAACAGAGCAUCGAUAUCUCCCUGUCGUCGGCCGUAGAGGAGGGACUGCGUACUGUGUCCAAGGCGUGUUCACUGUCCAAUGUGACGGAGACAAGGCGGUAUGUCAGUUCGCGGCUACUAGGCUACUUACCGGAUGCAGAUCUACAGCUUGGCAACAUCAGCAUCACUCUGUUCGGCUGUGACGGGUCGUCUGUUCGAGUGGGGCUCGAUGUUGAUGCUAGGGUAUCGAAGCAGGAGAUGGUUGAGGGAUCGGACCAGACUGAUGACAACGAAGUUUUCCCAACUAUCGUGAAUCUUGCGAGUGCGGUGAAGAUACGCUCAUUGACCUCUGCUGCCUCUAGUAAUGGAGCUACUGGGCCGAGGCGGUUGUUGAAGAAUCGCGAAGGCACGUUGGUGACAAUAGAAGGGAAGAUCGUGAGCAUCCCUGGCGAGAAGUUGAGCGUGUUGUUGGAUACUGUACGGUUUGAGAACUCUCUGGCGCUGAGCCUUGCCGGUCCUGAUGUUAUGAGUAUAAGGAAGAUACUCCGGGACCUUCGAAAAGGGAUCAAGUCGUCUUCACGUCCGAGUUCUAGGCGAGUGCUGGAAGCCUCGGUGGCGGUGUUCUUCGCUCCUGGGGCACACGUCCUUGUCGAGCUCGUGUAUUGUUCUACUAGUGGUCUAUCGAGACCGGCUUUAAGGAUUAGAGUCGGCACUAAGCUGCUGUCCAUUUACUACCAGCAAGGCGCCAGACUCACUGCAGGCAGUGCCCGCCAGCCGCCGGUCUUCAAGAUCUUGGCCGCUGACGUCACUACUCGGGCAAGCGUCAUCAACUACAAAAUGGGGGAAUGGGAACCAUUAUUACUACCCCUCACCACCAAUGUGGAGAUACAGCGGAUGAGUGAUCAGGAAGACCCAGAGGGUCGUAUAGUUCGGGUCGACAUGCGAGCCUCCCCCGAGGCUUCAAGUUCGGACCUUAUAGUCUCGCCAUUAUGCUUGGGAGUACUCAAUGAGCUCCUCCCACAGUUCUCGUCAAAGCAGGACUUCACGGCCAGCAGGAGCCAUCCUGUUGAUGAGGACAACAACGACGCAUUGUUGGUGGUGAAUCUCACUGACGGCGCCCUGGUCCUGAGUGGUGACACUGGUGUCAAGGAGACCAUCCAGCCCGGCCCUAAACACAUAGGCAUUGACCAUUUAUUCAGUGGUGCUACUAUGGAUGAGGUUCUGGUCGGGGGUGACUCCCCUGGCACUGCCCAGCUCCUCCACGAGACCGAGCUCUCGGUGGCCAACAAUGGUAACUGGCAGGCCGAGGUGGUUGCCCUGUCGCCGAUACGAAAGCUUCUGGUAUUCAGCGGACCUGUGCGCAUCGCCAACAUGACCCGAAUUCCGUUGCGAGUCUAUAUGCAGGCUCACGUCUCGGACACUGGCGAGGCGGUGGUGGUUACACCAAGCUCCCUGACGACAUCACUUGGGGACGUUGUCUGUGAUCAAGAAGGCUACUUCCUGCUGGAGCCAAGGGCUUUCAUCGGCGUUCCUAGCUCUAUCUUUCACGCUGGAGGGGGUUUUUCUAUCCAGCCUGAUGACGGUAACUGGGAGCGCAGCGAGCCUCUACCCUGUACGUUCAAUAUCGGGGGGUCUACCCCUAGGACUAGGCGGCUUAAGAUGUCCUGCCGCAAGUUCAGCAACCCAGAUGAGCUCAUGUAUGUAAACUGUCAAUACUCCCCGGUGCAUGGCUCCGAUAAUGCAUCAUCAUCAUCCUCAUCUGGCGAGGAGGAGUCAGCAUCGGAAAGACAGCAACAAACCUCUGUUGUCUGCGCUGCUUCAAGGAUGAUAUCGUUGUUGCCUAUAGCCCUGGUCACCAACGAAUGCCCUAUGUAUGUUGAGGUGGAAGCGAAUACAGCCAGUCAGGCGAGGGAUCCUCAUGUUCUCCACUUGGGCCCGUCGGGGUCCGGCUCGAUACCGAUAUUUGACAUCGAUGCAUCCUAUGUGAAAGUGAGAGUGCCGGGCUCUUCUUCUCGAGGGACUCACUGGAGUCGUCCAAUAUUCAUUGACGAUGAGGCGGAUCUCAACGUCGUACAAACUAUCGAUCUGCCGGUGGUCAACGGCGCUGGUCUCAGUGUGAACAUCUCGGUCGUGGUGACAAGCGAUCCUGAUGGCUGCCAGCAACUCACACUCUUCAGCAAAAACUGGUUCGUCAACUCUGUGGAAGGUGUCGACAUAUACCCGAUGCAAACGACUGUGAAUGAUCUUGUGCGGUCACCGUCACUGGCCUCGGAUAAAGAUCUGUAUCAUAUGGCGCCCAUCGAGGAUAGGAAGAAGGGCGGCCUGUCGUUGACAGUAGGGUUUGUGGACAACCAAGCACAGCAGCUUCAAGGAGGCCAAUGGCGUCGAGUUCUCGUCCCACUUUCCUCGAGAGACUCCUGUGAAGUGGAGCUUGGUGGGUCGAGUGUGGUGCUACAGGCUGAUGUUGUCGAGAAGCAGCAGAUUGAGGAUGAUGCAGGCUCUCUAAUGCCCAGCAGCGGUGUUAUGAUACCGACACCUGAAUCCCUACCCCUCAAUCUCGUCCGGUCUACUGUCAUCACGGCCAUCCCCGGCAUCAUAAUGUUUAAUCGAACUGGGAAGUGCUUGAAGGUGUCGCAAGGGGACGCGAAGGGAGUAUUGCUCGGCCCUAUGGAGAACUCACCGGUUCAUUGGUCUGAUCUUCGACGUGAUCGGUUUUUGCAAGUGGUUUAUGCUGACCCUUCGAGUGGUGAAUCUUCUGGAUGGCUGCCCACGGGCCCUAUCAUCCCAAGGGCAUCCCAUACGGGAGCCUACUCGAUGAUCAUGCGCAACGAGUUAACACUAGAAGUCGCGGUCCUCACUGUGGAGGUGGUCGUGAACCGUGGGGUUGUCAAUGUGGCUGUUUAUGAAGCCGCUGAUGACAAUAAGGAGAAUCAGAAGUCGUCUUUGCAGGUAUGCAACGACAAGUGCUACCAUCUAGAGUCUAUUCUAGUGUGCCCCGAGGACGACCCGACCCAGAGUUCGUUCACUCAUAUACCCGCGGACUCGACCAAAUCGGUCGGCUUCUGCGAUCCGUUCCGGACGAAGCAUUACUUGCUUGUCCGAGUGGAGUUCGAAAGGAAUAUAUCAUCAUUAUACCGUAUUGAUGUCGACGACUGCCCCAGCAGCAUGCCGAUAACUAGGAAGGGCUUUCCAGCUACUAUCCUGCAGAUACUCCCCUCGCCUAGUUGUGAGGGUGGUGUUCUGGUCCGGUUACGACCAUACAAUCCCUCCUUGCAUCUCGCGGCAUUCGACAAGACUGGUGAACAUGCAGUGGAGGACAGUGCUGAUGAGGUCGAUACGGCAUGGUCCUUCAAGUUGCAGCUCGGUGAAUUUGGGGUGAGAGUCUUCGGCCCUGGAUCGAAGGCUCGAAGGCUGAGGCGAGCAAGAGAGGAUCUUUUCUACUGCGGUGUGAGUAAGACUUCCAUCAUCGCGAGCUGUGGAGUGGAAGGUGGCUCUGAUCAUUCUGAUACUCUAGUACUCCGAUCCUUCCGAGUAGCAGGUCUCCGGCUCGAACAUGUACCACGAAAUCUCCUCAUCUUGUCAUCUGGAAGACAUUCGCGGGCGGCGCCUGGCCUAGGGAUGAGCGGAAUCUGGUUGAAUGCCCGACGUGGACGAGACAUGAACCUUCGCGAUGUGUGUGUGACCGUCCCGCCAUUGUCGUUGACGCUGGACACGCGAGCCCUGGAUGACCUGACUGCCCUCACAGGGGCAUUCAUAGCCUCACUGGGCUCCGGUCCUGGUCUGUCAUCACUCACCAUCACCAGUGCUGCUGCUCGAGCUGGAGUGCCGUAUCACUAUCUCUGUACCACGCCGGCUCCAUUGGGACGUGUCCUCAAGCUCCAGCGUUUGACCAUCUCCCAGCUCAGCCUCAAGUUAUGGUGUUCCUUCAAUAUAGAAGAUAGUCAGUUCCUCCCCGAUGACAUUAAGUUUUUACUCAGUCUUCUUACACUUGGUGAUACCCUUGACCUCAAGGGCCCAGAGCUGGUCUUACCCCAACAAGCCUUCUAUAUGUACCAGCCUUAUCGAGGCCCAACGUCCGGCCUAUCGAAGGUCUUGAGCGACGAAUACAAGAAGGUCAUUGUAGCUAACAUGUCGCAAGUGGUGGGCUCGAGCUCGGUCCUCAAUGUGAUUGGGGCGAAGUUGUGGGGUCCUGGGUUCGCUGGUGGGAGCGCCGAUUCUGAUGAGGAAAAGAAGCGCAUGUUUGCUGGUGGCAACGGGACUUGCGACUCGCGACAUGGUGUACAGUUGCGGGCUGAUGGAGUGCUGAAGUGGGAGGAUGUGUCCUUGGAUGAGAGCAAGCUUUAACCGUCCAUCCAUCAUCAUUUGCUAUACUUGCAAGAGACA